GAGGGGAGAGAGAGAGGAGGCAGAGGAAAGAAAGCAGGAGAGAGUGAAGGGGGACGGGAGUGUGAAAGGACUCUGGAAACUGCUGAAUGAGGGGGAAAUAUUGUGGUUUCUCCUUAAAGUUGCACUGAAGGAAGCACAGUCAAUCCUGAAUAAUGGAUUUCGUCCUUUAAAUCUGACUUUUAACAUAAACUUACAAGGGCCUUACAGAGGACCUGCUAUAUGUGACAAAUUGCCCAAAUAUGGGAGACCUUAUGCUGGGGAACGGAGCUUGCAUAGACUGGCAGAAACGAUGUCUCACCCUCGAGACCCAACUCUACAAAUUUCGCCUCCAGGCCACCAAGAUCCGUGAGCUGCUUGCUGAGAAGAUGCAAGAGCUGGAACAGAGUGUAUAUGAAGCAGAGCAGCGAGCAGAGAGUGCAGAAAAACAGGUCAGAGUAAUGGAAGAAAAACUCAAGCUUGCUAAUAUAAAGACAGGUGAAUCAGAAAACGCUUUUUAUAAAAGGUACCAAGAGCUGACCAUCAUUGUCCAAGAGAAGGAAGAUCUCAUUCAGAGGCUGGAAUCUUUGUUAGAGAAGCAGAUGAACCUCAGAUCUCAGGAAGCAAAGGUUAUUGAGGAGAAAGCUGCAAAAAUUAAAGAAUGGGUAACAAUUAAGCUAAAGGAGUUGGAGAUAGAGAACUAUCAGCUGAAACUCUUCAAUCAAAAGCAGCUGGAACAGAUGCAAGUGCUUGAGGAUGCCCUGCAGGGAUGGGGAAAAAUAUCUUCAGUAGAAACCCAAAGCUCCACCACAUUCACAUCAGACACAUUAUCCUGUCAUAAUAAGGACCAGAAGCCUCAAGAACUUGAUCAUUGUGUGAAGCAACAUGUAAACCAUGAAGUUGCUGGUCCUGAACACCCGGGGAAAGCUACAAUUGUUGACAAUGAGUUUCCUGUUACAGACAGCCUUAACAGUACAUCUCCUUCUCAAGGUCCUUUAAGAACCACAGCUGAAAUCACUGCAGAAGAUGAGACGUCAGAGUCAUCAAUAGACCCUUUAGUAGCAACCACUAUGAGAGUUAAGGAAGCUCUUGCUCUACAUGCUUCUUGUGAUAGCAAAAGUAACUCUAGCACUUCCAGUAGUACGAAUCCUACAUCUGACCUGGGAAACUCAUCAGAUGAGCUUAACUGCAAAUUCCGUUUACAGAGACUUGACUCGUCCUCUUCAUCAGCGGAUACGAAUGCACCUAGCCCAAUUUUGAUUCCUACUUUAGCAACAAAGUAUUCAUCCUGUACAAUGCCUUUGACCUCAACUUCUUCGAUACAGUUGCAUUUUCCAGUAAGAGAAUUUAGCUUAGGGACCAGCAUGACUUUACCAAAAGUCAGAACCCCUUCUAUCCCCAGAGACAGUAUUCAGCUUGCAAAAAAACAUUAUAGUCAACCACAACCAGGAGCAGAUCGAUUUCACCAUAUUGUUAAUAUUGAUAUCUGCUCCUUUAAGCCAAUUGCCUUGCCGCAGCAGACUAUACAAGCUGAGGAAACUGAUAUUGAUGAUGUGCCUGAAAAGAUGGAUAUGGAGGAGUCGCCAUGUGGUUCUGUAGACAAGGACAUGAAUCAAACUGCUGAGGAGCUAUUAAAUGAGUUUGAGAACUGUGAGAACAGUACCAUGGAGCCAGGAAGUAAACCUCCAACACCACCACUACAUAGAUUCCCAUCUUGGGAAAGCCGUAUCUAUGCUGUAGCCAAGUUUGGGAUGAGACUUUCUGAAGGAAGUUUUGGAAAUGAACCUCCUGGUCCUUAUUCAAGUGUGAUGUACUGUCCACCUCCAAGUCCAUUUGCUUACCUUAUCUACAAGAACUCUACUGCGCCAGUCUAUACAACACUAAAGGGUAAAGCCACUCAGAUCAGCAGUGUUCCAUUCUUGGAUGAGUCGUCGGGGUCUGAGGAUGACAACACCUCACAUGCCAGUUUGAGAACGUCUAUUGCGGGGUCAGAAGUAAAGAAGAACAGUGUGCCAGGAAGCCCGAGAGCCAUGAAAAGAGGCGUCUCUGUGUCAUCGAUGAGUUCAGAAAGUGACUAUGCGAUACCUCCUGACGCCUACUCUGUAGACAGUGAUUAUUCAGAGCCUGAACACAAGCUCUUACGGACGUCGUCUUAUUCUAUGGAAGGGAUUUGCUCAGAACCUCUUGAAAAGUCUGGAUACUUGCUGAAGAUGGGAAGUCAUGUUAAGACCUGGAAGAGAAGGUGGUUUGUUCUGAGGAAUGGGGAGAUCUUGUAUUACAAAUCACCUAGUGAUGUCAUUCGGAAGCCCCAAGGUCAAAUCGAGCUAAAUUCCUCCUGCCGGAUUGUUCGUGGUGAAGGAUUGCAAACCUUUCAGCUCAUCACAGAAAAAAAGACCUAUUACCUCACUGCUGACUCACCCAACAUAUUGGAGGAAUGGAUCCGUGUGCUCCAAAAUAUUCUAAAAAUUCAGGCUGCUGGACCUAUGUUACCUCAGAGUGACAACAAGUCUACUGUGAAAGGCUGGCUAACCAAAGUGAAACAUGGUCAUUCCAAAUUGGUCUGGUGUGCACUGAUCGGCAAAACAUUUUACUAUUAUAGAAAUCAUGAAGACAAGUGUCCAUUGGGGCAGCUGAAUGUACGAAAGGCAAAGGUGGAAGAAGUUGAUAGAUCAUGUGACUCCGAUGAAGAUUACGAGGCUAAUGGUAGAGGGUUCCUUUCUUCGCAUUACACUCUGGUCAUUCACCCUGAAGAUCAAAGCCCAACAUACCUGUUGAUUGGCACCAAGCAUGAAAAGGACACCUGGCUGUACCACCUAACUGUGGCAGCUGGAAGCAAUAAUGCCAAAGUGGGUACAAUGUAUGAACAGCUUGUAGGAAAACUCCUAGAUGUGGAAGGUGAUUCAGCCUCUGCCUUGUGGAAGCAUCCGAUGCUCUGUUACAGUAAGGAUGGCUUGCACAGCUCACUCACAACCCUACCAUCAGAAGCUCUACAGACUGAGGCUCUUAAGCUUUUCAAGUUGUGCCAGCUAUUUAUAAAUGUGCCAAUUGAAGCAUCAUCUAUAGACUAUCAUGUAUCACUGGCACAGACAGCACUGCAGGUGUGUCUUACACAUACAGAGCUACAGAACGAGAUGUAUUGUCAACUCAUAAAGCAAACAAGUAGCAGACAGCCACAGAACUACUCUCUCAUACAGUGUUGGCAGCUAUUAGCCCUGUGUGCAGCUGUAUUUUUACCUCAGCAUCAUUUCCUUUGGUACUUAAAACAACAUCUGCAGAGACAUGCAGAAACCAGAAAUGAAAUUGGCAAAUAUGCCAUAUACUGUCAGCGAUCAGUGGACCAUACCUUGAGGGCGGGGGAUAGGGAGGCAAGACCUUCACGCAUGGAAAUUGUGUCUAUUUUGCUGAGGAACCCAUAUCACCAUUCUCUGCCAUUUAGUAUUCCAGUGCAUUUCAUGAAUGGGACUUACCAGGUGGUGGGCUUUGAUGGCUCAACAACAGUAGAAGAAUUCCUUCAGAUGUUAAACCAGGAUACCGGAAUGAGGAAAUCCUGCCACUCUGGAUUUGCUCUUUUCACAGAUGACCCCUCUGGCAGAGACCUAGAGCACUGCCUGCAGGGGAAUAUUAAGAUAUGUGAUGUCAUUUCAAAGUGGGAGCAGGCAUUGCGAGAACUUCAUCCAGGAAAAUAUGAAGGCACGAGGAUAGUGAAACUAACUUACAAGAACAGAGUGCAUUUUAGAGCCCAGUGUAAGGGGGAAACUGAUCGGGAGAGGCUGCUGCUUGCAUAUCAGGUCAAUGAUGAAAUAGUCAGCGGGAGGUUUCCUGUCGAUAAGGAGUUGGCUCAAGAAAUGGCAGCUCUAAUGGCUCAGGUGGAACAUGGUGAUCUAGAUAGACCAGCACCAUCAAGCCCUGGAGGACCAUCUCCAUGUAAGAUGCAGCAUCCCUUGCAGCAAGUCUUGGAUAGAUUCUACCCAAAACGCUACAAGCUAGGACUGACAGCAGAUAUGCUAAGAAGGUUAGCUGAUAGUGUGGCAGCUAAGUGGACAGCACUCCGAAGCUGCUCAGGGACAGAAUGUAUCCGUACAUAUCUAACAGUGGCAAGAAAGUGGCCUCUCUUCGGAGCAAAGCUUUUCACUGCAAAAGCUUCUCUGCCCUCUCCUGCAUGUGAUGAACCCAUAUGGAUUGCUGUGAAUGAAGAUGGCAUCAGUAUUCUAGAUUACAGCACAAUGAAGGUGACGGCAUCCUACCCCUACUCUUGUGUGAUGACGUUCGGAGGUUGCCGAGAGGACUUCAUGAUUGUAGUGGAACAACAUAGUGACAGCUGUACUGUGAAGAGCACCAUUUUAAAACUGCUGUUCACAAUGACAAAAGCCAAGAUAGCAGAGGUCACACUAUUAAUUGCAAACUACAUAAACUACUAUGCAUCUCAGCAUGGGGCUGCGCCACAUCACACACUCAACUUAAUGUCACCUCCAAGAAGCACAUCCGUGAAAAAGCUCUGGGACUCUGAGAGCUGCAGCCUCCUUCCUGCUGCCCGCUGUACCAAGGGUCCGACGCUAUUGUGAGGGUCCCUCCUGGGAAUAAUCCCCACCUCAUACCAUGCAGACUUGUUAUGUAAAGCCAACAGUCGCUCAUCGCCAGUGACAGAGUGCAAGACACUGUUUUUUUUCUUUUCUCUGCACUGCUAUUUGAUUAGCUGUCAAUAUUAGCGAGAUCAGAAAACAGCUUCAGCUAUUAUAUGGCAGAAUAAUCAUUUGUUCUUUUGAUAUACAGAUACAGCAAAGAGCCAUUCCAAUAAUGUCAAAAUAUGUUAUAUUUUAUUAAUAAAAAAAAUAAUUAAUAUUUGUAAUUCUGCCCCACUAGAUUGCUUACCAGAGUUUUGAAACAUCUUCUAAUAACUGAUAAACAAGACAGCAGAAUGGCUGGGAAAACUCAAUAGGACAGUAACCAAACCAUUGUUGUGCAGUAACCUGGGAGGAAGGUCAGCGAAUAAACCACAUUCAUCCAUUAGGCCAAGAGAAAAACAUAUGUGGAAAUGCAUCUGUUACACAGAACGUUUCAUAAAAUAAAGCAUUGUUACUUCUGUUUGGCCCAUACAGAAACAUAAUAGUCAAAUAAUGUUUUUCUUUGCCCUAUUAGCGAUUAGCAAUUUAUUUAAAGACGUGGUUUUACAACCUACAGCAAAUCUAUUGAUAGAGCAUGAGAGCUUAUUGCCUAGUUUUGUAAUGAGUUUAAUUACAGCAAAGUAUAGAUAAGAAUAAACUUGUAUUCUGAAAUAGGUACUUAAUAAUGUCUGCACUGAUGGUACAGUGAUAAGGGAGAAGUAAAGAUUAUUUUGGUAGCCUUUUUACUGAAAAUCUAUGUAAAAAUGACUAUAUUAUUGCAAACAAUACUACUUAUUAUAGAAGUGUCCAACCAAAACAAUGCAGUUUGACUACUAUAAUAAGUAGUGUCACAGUACCACUGCUUUUUAAUUUUACAAUUCUUAUAGUGCUCAGCCAUUAUUUGUUGAAAAUGGUCAGAAUAUAAAAUGCUAAUAAUGUUUGGAGGUUUGAAUUCCAGGCUAUAGCAUAAAGUAAUGUAGUUUAAUUCUUUCACCACAAGAGGGUGCAACAGGGUUAAUUAAUAUUCAUUUACAUCUAAAAACGUCAAGCACGUGUUUAUUUGACAAGGGUUUCUACAAAUAUUAUUUGAAGUUCUUACCUAAAAGUUGUUAAGCCUGCUCAAAAAAGCGCACUACAAAUUUCUAUAAAUGAUCAAAUCUUUAACUGUGAAACGUGGUUGCAUUGCUGAUGUUGUGGGCAAAAAAUGUAGCUUAGAAACCACUUGUAGAAAGCAAUAUCCUUAUCUUUUGAGUUUAAUUCCCAAUACUUUUUUUUUGUACAAUCACACUAUACACAGUACAUCUGUAAAAUGAGUUACAGGCAGCAGUGAGAAAUAUUGCCACAUCUGUGUACUGCAAAUAUAUUUACUGGUCAUAUGAAAUGAAAGGUGUAUAAAAGUGCACAAAUGAAAAUGAUGUAAUGUGUUAGACCAGGGCUCGACAAACCCAGGAGCCAGGAAGUCACUGGCUCCUAAAAUUUUACCCCUGGCUCCUAAAUUUCCAUAUAUCUAUAUACAAAUACAACUGUCUGGCCUCUAAAUGUACGUCUGGCUCCUACAUUUUAAACAGAUUUGUCAACCCCUCUAUUUUAUUAUUGCACUAUUGCCUGCAUAUGACACACAGUCAGCUUGAGAGCUGCAAUGCACUACCUGUAUAUGUCUAGUGAGCCAAUGAGUAGAGGCAUAUGUGUGUAGCUACUCAUCACCAGCUAACUCUCAGUAGUGUAUUGCUGCUCCUGAGCUUAUCUAGCUAUGCUUUUCAACAAAGGAUACCCAAGAAAACUAAGUACAUUUUAUAAUAGAACAGUAAAUUGGGAGAUUUAUAUAUAUUUUUGACUUGCAUAUCCCUACGUUUACCACCUACGUUUAUCCCACUACACUUGUAAAAAUUAUUUAGUAUUUAUGGUGUUUACUACUGUGCGACUGGGUUACUGUAUGUGACCUGCAACGAUUCUGAAUGUUUAGCUAUUGUUUUUGUUUCGCUAGCUGCUGAUUUACCUAGAACUGGAACACUUGACGUACAUAACGUUUACUAUGACAUUUUUGUUUUAGAGAACAUGAAUUUAUCUUUAAAAUUAGAAGGAAAAAAAACUAGUUUAAAAUUGUUAUAAUUUCCUUAGCUUCUAAAACUUUUCUCUUUAUUGACUUUUUUUCAUAUUAAACUCGAUAGGGAUUCUGUAAACAUUAUGUUAAAAUAAAGAUGUAUGAGAGUCUUACAAGCUACUUGUUUUAUCUACGUUUUAUUCUUUUGGAACUAUACAAUAUUAACCGAGCAAACGUUUGAAUUGCAUCUACAUUAUCAUUUCUGUCAUGCUUGUGCAACGUAUUUUUUUUCUUCAACCAAUUUACGGCAUUAGGGCGUUCCAUCUCGUCCUUACAGCGCUGGGCUUUUAUUCCAUUAGGAUGGCAUAGAACGUCCUACCUUAUAUGGUAUACAGCAUUUUUUCUCAACCGCGGUCCUCAAGUAGCCCCCAACAGGCCAGGUUUUCAUUAUAGCUGAACUAGAGCACAGGUGAAAUAAUCAGCUGAUGGGUGAGAGCAGGUUAGUAACUAUGGCUACUGAUCAGCUGAUUACUUCACCUGUGCACUAGUUCGGCUAUAAUGAAAACCUGGCCUGUGGGGGGUAUAUGAGGAUUGUGGUUGAGAAACACUGGGGUACUGCAGCCUCCUUUUUAUUUAUUAUAUUUUCAGUGGCAUAUGCAGAUAUGCUGUAAGGGCCCUGUACACCAGCAUUUGAGCACCACACCCUCUUGGACAGUCAGCAAUGGCUUGUAUGACAUAAAUUAAAGGGGCAUGAACACUUUUUUUUCAUUAUGCAGAUAGAGCAUAGAAUUUCCAAUUUACUACUAUUUAAGUUGCUUAGUUCUCUUGUUAUCCUUCGCUGAAAAGGAUACCUAGGUGGACUCAGAAGCUGUGAGCUAGCUGUUGAUUGGUGACUGCACAUAUGUCUUGUCAUUGGCUUACUGAUAUGUGCAGCUAGCUCCCAGUAAUCAACUGUUACACCUUUGAUAAAGGAUAACAAGAGAAUGAAGCAAAAUUGAUAAUUGGAGUAAAUUGGAAAGUUGUUUUAAAAUGUAUGCUCUAUCUGAAUCAUGAAAGAAAGAAAAAAAUGGGUUUCAUGUCCCUUUAAGUCUUCACUGAUGCAAUACACACCAGGCAUGAAUCCUUAUCUAAUCACACAAAGCAUAUGUGCGUAUGCUGCCGAAACAAUAACUUUUACUAGAAGCAUUUUUACUAAUGGAAGUAUAUUGCAAAAAUGCUUCAACUUAAAACUGGAAUGCAGUUGUGCAUAUUAAAAAAUGACUUUAAUUUGUACUGUAAGUCUGCAAUGAAACCAAUGAAGAUACAGAUUUUUUACUAAAAUGGAACAUCAGAGAGGGUAGUAAAUCCCAGACUUGCUAUCUGCUGAUUACUGGCUGUGAUGUAACAGAAUCCUUUAAAAGGUUCAUGCAAUAAUUAGACAUGCUGUGGAAACUAUAAAGACCAACAUUAUGUUUGUGCACAACUAGUUCUGCUGUUUGGUGCUAAAAUAUAUUAACCUUUUAAAGCCGUUAUGCCGUUCCAUUCCGUCAUAAUUAGACUGGGCUUUAAAGCCGUUAUGACGGAAUGGAACGUCAUAACUAACGGCUGUCCUGAAGCCUUCUGUGCUUCAGGGAUUUAAUCGCGGUCUGGAGGGCGUUCCUAGGAUUGUAGGGACGCCCCCCAGAUGCGAUCCAAUAAUUGAAAUCUCGCGAUCGUAUGCACGAUCGCGUAGUUUCAAUUUGUCUACAUCGGAACAGUUGUUCCGAUGUAGGCACUUUAACCCUGUCACGAAAGGGUUAAAGUUAUUUUAUGUUGUUAUUGUGUUUGUACUGUGACAGCCUGAGCCGUUGAGUCUCUUUACACAAUAGAGGGGAGGGUUCAACUGAAGGGCCAGUAAUAUGGGCCUCCAUACUGAGCUUUAAAGGGACAUUAAACCCAACAUUUUUCUUUCAUGAGUCAGACAAAGAAUACAAUUUUAAACAACAUCCCAAUUUACUUCUAUUAUCUAAUUUGCUUCAUUCUUUAGAUAUCUUUUGUUAAAGAAAUAGCAAUGCACAUUGGUGAGUCAAUCACAUGAGGCAAAUACGUGCAGCCACCAAUCAGAAGCUACUGAGCAUAUCUACAUAUGCUUUUCAGGAAAGAAUAUCAAGAGAAUGAAGCAAAUUAGAUUAUAUAAGUAAAUUAGAAAGUUGUUUAAAAUGGUAUUCUCUAUCUGAAUCAUGAAAGAAAAAAUGUGGGUUUAAUGUCCCUUUAAUCCAGCUCAUCUACAGCCUAUAACUAUUCUAGUCCCACAGCUGGAAUAGAGGUAUCCUAUGGUCAUUUAUUUGUGGUGCAUAAAGCAGUUAUUUUAACUUUAAUAUUUACAACCCCUUUUAUUUAAAGGGAUACGCUACAGCUUGUCAUUUAAAGACACUUUUUAAUUCACUUCUAUUUUCAAAUGUGCUUUGUUCACUUGGUAUCCCUUGUUGAAAAAGAAUGUGCACAUAUCCUACACUAGUGGGAGCUGCUGCUAAUUGGUGCCUGCACACAUUUGUCUCUUGUGAUUGGCUGACUAGAUGUGUUCAUCUUGCUGCCAGUAGUGCAAUGCUGUUCAUUCAGCAAAGGAUAAUAAGACUACGAAGCAAAUUUGUUAAUGGAAGUAAAUUGGAAAGUUGUUUAAGAUUGUAUGUUCUAUCCAAAUCAUGAAAGAAAAUGUUGGGGCUUUCCUGUCCCUUUAAGUGCUAAAGUGUUUUAUUAAGCACAGUACAGGGCAAAACAGCUUUGAUAGCUAUUGGUAAUAAUCUAAAAAAACUAUCAAGUCUCAAGCCCUCAUGUUACCUUUUUUAUUUAAUUGAAAGGAAUAUUAAAUGCUAAAAUGUAUUUUCUUUUUACAAUUAAACCUCAUGUAUAGAAAAAGUAUUAUUAAGCACUACACUUGCAGCUGGUGGUGGGUCAGACCGAGCCAUCCGAUUUAUGAGUUGGUUCUCCUUCCCAGGCAUAGGCAGUACUUCCUUUACUUUAGCUCUCCAGUCAUAUCAGGGUUAAACAUUCCUAGAAUAGCCCUGUGUAAUACAAGCAUUAUAAUAGUGCUGAAUAUCUCACUAUGGUUUACAAGCUGUUUACUGAGCUUUUAAAGACACAGUCUACUGUAAAAUGUUCUCCUCUGUAAUGUGUUCCCAAUGAUCUAUUUUACCUGUUGGAGUAUAUUAAAUUGAUUACAAAUACCUCAUUUAGCUUUAUUUUGUCAUUUGAAAUAGAUUAUUUUGCGAUACAAAAGCUGUGUAAAUAUAAUUGAGAAGAAAGUAUACUCCCAGUUGGGGGUUGUUGAGAUAAGUACUCAAAUGUUCAUUUUCAAUUGAUUUCGUUAAGGCCCGGAUUCUAAAAAAAAAUUCUACUUUCUACUCCAACAAAAAAAGGGGACUCACCCAGCAAGUGUCAAGAUUUCUCCCAUACAAAUAAUGAGAGCUCUCUGUUAUGUAAAUGUUUUUUUAGACAUCCAGUGUACUUAAAUUACUAUUUACGCUGUGCAUAGUUAAUAGGAUUUAUUCCUGGGUAAUUUACCUACAAGUUUUAAGUUUUUGAUAAAAUACAAUUUUUGUUGAACAAUUUCGUUAUGAAUUUUGAUACACCUUAAAGAGAUAGGAUAUCCAAAUGUUGAAGAAAUUAAAGGGACAGUCUAGUCCAAAAUAAACUUUCAUGAUUCAGAUGUAAUUUUAAACAAUUUUCCAAUUUACUUUUAUUACCAAUUUUUUGCUUUGUUCUCUUGGUAUUCUUAGUUGAAAGCUAAAACAAGGAGAUUCAUAUGCUAAUUUCUAAGCCCUUGAAGGCUGCCUCUUCUCUCAGGGCAUUUUGAUAGUUUUUCACCACUAGAGGGUGUUAGUUCAUGUGCUUCAUAUAGAUAACAUUGAGCUCACACACAUGGAGUUCCUAGGAGUCUGUCAAAAGAACAGGGGGCAGUUUGCAGAGGCUUAGAUACAAGAUAAUCACAGAGGUUAAAAGUGUUUUUAUGUAACUGUGUUGGUUAUGCAAAACUAGGGAAUGGGUAAUAAAGGGAUUAUCUAUCUUUUAAAACAAUAAAAAUUCUGGUGUAGACUGUCACUUUAAAAGUGAUGCAGCAUAGCUGUAAACAGCUAACUUGAAAAUAUCACCUGAACAUCUCUAUGUAAAAAGGGAAGAUAUUUUACCUCAAAAUGUAUUCACACCCCACUGUAAAGAGACUUUAAGUAGCCAAUCAUAAUGCUAGUCCCAGGACUUGCAAGGGAGUGUGCAUCUGGCAUGUGCAGGCAGAGUCAUGUUAUUUUCCUUUUCGGUUUUAGGAAGUUUACUAUGAAAACGCAUGAUCAAAGCAAUGCAUGACCUCAGUACUUCUGAUUGGCUAUUUUUUUUAUUUAUUUUUUCAGCUUGCAGCCGAAUCAGAACUGUUCACAGAGCACUUACACUAGUGAGCUGAAACAAUUGUGGGGUAAAUUAUCUUCCCUUAUUACAUAGAGAUGUUCAGGUGAUAUUUUCAUGUCAGCUUUUUACAACUAUGCCGCAUUGCUUUCAAGUGAUUUAUCAUAUGGGUAUUAUGUCCAUUUAACAAUACCAUUUUUCCCUGCAUAUUUUUGUGUGAAUGGUUCAAUUAUUAAUUUUGUAAGAUUUUUAAAUUACGAAUUUUAUUGUGAACUUUUGUAAUGUAUGAAUAUCCUUCCCAAAUGAAAAUUCAGUAUAUGCCCCUUAGAGAGACAUCCUGGUUUCAGGGUAAAAAGUGACUUUAUAUAAUUCCACCAGGGAAAUAGGACUAGAGGGCAUUUAUUUAGAAUCUCACCAGCCCAGGGAGGUCUUUUUAUAAUCAGGGGUCUAAGUAUACAAGCAGAGAUAAUAUAAGGAGGCUUUGUGUGUUUGUCUAUAAAGAGUGAUAAAAGAACAAAAAUAGCUAGUUCAUUUUAAAAAAUAAACCUAAAGGAACAAUUUCCUAUUCCUUUUAUACUCUACGCUGGUAUAACAAGUAAUUGUAAACCCAUCAAGAGUAAUCAAGUUUUUAAAGUACACUGUCCCUUUAAGGUGCAAUAUUUAAAAGGCAAUUUUGAUGAAGGUUUGUGAGGAAUUUUCAGUUGAAAGAGGUGAGCUAAAGAAAUAGGACAUCAGAGGACUCAACAAUUAUUUGGAAAUCUCAAUACAAUAAUACCAGAUUCUGCCUUAAAGGGACAUAUUGUAUUUAAUGAUUUGCAUAGAACAUACAAUUUUAAACAUCUUUCCAAUUUACACUAUUAUCAAAUUUGCUUCAUUCUCUUGUUUUUUUGCUAAAGAAACAGCAUUGCACUUCUGGCAGCUAGCUGAACACAUCUAGUUAACCAAUCACAAGAGAUAAAUAUGUGCAGGCACCAAUCAGAUAGCUCCCACUUGUGUAGGAUGUGUGCGUAAUCUUUUUCAACAAGUGCUACAUUUAGCCACCAAUCAGAAAGGGCUACCCAGGUGCUGAACCAAAAAUGGGCUGGCUUCUAAGCUUACAUUCAUGCUUUUUCAAAUUAAGGUACCAAGAGAACAAAGAAAAAAUGCUAAUAGGAGUAAAUUAGAAAGUUGCUUAAAAUUGCAUGCUCUAUCUGAAUCAUGAAAGUUUAAUUUUUUAAUAUCCCUCUGCUCUGCUCCUAUAGAGACAAAGGUUUGCUGAGGUUUCCUGUCAUGAACAAUAGGACUAAGGGCUGAAUUUUCUGACUCUUAGGUCUGGUGAGAAUAACUAAAUAGUCUUGCUAGUACUGAGAGGAUUGUUUUUCUUGCUAAGUUCAGUUUUGGGUGAGAAGGAGAGAUACAUUAAAAUAUAAUGCUGAAAAAAAAUAUUGAAUUAAUUUUCUCUAUGGCAGUGAGUUUUUGAUAAUUAGGUACUAAGUAUUGUUCAGCAAGAGCUAGGCUGUAAACUGCAAUGGAAAGAGGGUCUGUUUGGAAACCUUAGGGCACUCUGGGCUGGGCGCACUACAAUAACUAUUGGCAGUAAAACCCCUUAAAACCACCAUUGACCUCUUUAUACCUAAAAGUCUUACCAAGAAAUGCACUGUAAACAGGGAAUCAGCAUUAACAAACACCUUCCUAUGAGUUUGAUUUGCUUUUGGAAUAUUGCCAGCUAAAAUGUUACAUUUGUGGUAAUUGACAUCAAAUUGUUACAUUAAUGGAGCGCGGUAUAUGUCAGCUUUUAUAUAAAUCUGCUAUGGCUGCUUAAUAUGGUUACAACACCAUAAGCCUACACCAACACUUCAAAAAAAGCUGACAUUUUGAUAGUUUAGAAUCUAAUGAAAUGUUAAGAUGUAUCCCAUCAUUUGGAAAUAUAAGUACUUAAAGGGGUUAGUGGGAGACUGUUUUUGCAUUCUUUUAAGCACUAAGGUAUUAGUUUUUUUAUGAAAUGUAAAAUGAUACCUUUAUUUGGCUAAUAUUUCAGCUUCUUUUUGUACUCUAUUUUACAUACCUCUUAGACGUUGCAUUAUAAGGAGAUAUCAGUUGUAGAUAGUGUUGCUUUGCUGAUCAUUGAUAACCACUUUUUACAUGGACUGGAUACUUGUUACUUGUGCUAAAUAAAAACACUGAAUGUUUUUUUUUAUGUUUCUAAUUUUUUUAAUAAAGAAUCAAUUUUAUUACAA
Bombina bombina (fire-bellied toad) is the source of this 13184-nucleotide messenger RNA. It is a transcript of the gene PLEKHH1, whose product is annotated as pleckstrin homology, MyTH4 and FERM domain containing H1. The record is from RefSeq and is a predicted model, not a curated record. Bases 240 to 4538 code for a protein of 1432 amino acids. Gene Ontology annotation, cellular component: cytoskeleton. Lineage: Eukaryota; Metazoa; Chordata; Amphibia; Anura; Bombinatoridae. The transcript is spliced from 29 exons.